AUGAUCGAUAAGGAAAGAAUCGAUUAAAAAAUAAAAGCUCAUGAUGAUGAAAAGCUAAAAAUCACAAGAACAUUGCAAUCUCAGGUCGAUGAAAAAGCAGAGAAGAUUGCUAAAAACAUGAAAAAACUAGAGGACUUAGAAUAGAAUUCAGAUAAAAUAAAUGAGCAGCUGAGAGAGAAUUUUCAGAGACAACUGAAUGAACUUACAAAGAAAUAAGAAGCAGAGAUAUACCACACUGAGCAUUAAAUGAAUGAUCUUUCAGAUGACUUGUAACAGCUAGACAACUUUAAAAAGAAUCAUCGUUAGAAAGAAGAUGAACUUGAAGCUGAAAGAAUGAGAUACGAGCAGCUUUAGAAAUAACUAUAGAAUCUCAAGGAACAAGGUAGAUUAGAGCAAGUUAGACUUAAGUAACGCAUCGAAGACUAGUAUGCCAAAUUCUUAGAGGACUUCAAGAAAAGAGCACAAAGCGAUGCAGAAAAAAAUAUCAGUGAGAUUGAGAGAAAUAUUCAAGCUUAGAAUCAGAGACUUGAGGAUGAGGUUCUUUUAUAGUAAUAUGAGUUGGAAUUCAUGGAAAAGAGAAACAGAAAUCUAGGAGAUGAAAAUAAAAAGUACAAUGAUGAUCUCAGAUCCAAGCAGGAGACUGUAGAAGAGUAUGCUAAAAAGUAAUACGAGUAGAAUAACAAGAUAAAGAUGCUCAAAACCAAGAUUGAGCUACUUGAAAAGAGACUCAGCGAUAUAGUCUAGAACUUUGAAAAAGAAAAAGAACUUCUUAAGUUCCAAAAUGAAUAAAUCAUCAAAGAACAGAGUGAAGAGAUCAGAACUCUCAGGGAAAGUAUACGACUCAAAUCCAAAGAAAUAAAGAAUCUUAAGGCUUUAUGCCAGAUGAUUCUUGAUUAGAGAAGUGACAUAGAGCAAUUCUUCUUGGAAGCUUUGGAGUAGGUUAAGGAGGAGAAAAGAAGAAAACUAUUGGCACAGGGUUUGGUAAGUCAACCAUAAUAACCCUAAUUCCUACCUCUUAUUGAUCCAUAAGGCAAAUUCGGGAAAUCAAACUUUGAAAGGGAUCAGAGGUCAUCACAAGUUUUGAAUGAAAAGAGACAGGUAGAAUUAGCUGAUUUGGAUUGGGAAGAUAGAGAAAGAGUGCUCAGACUUAUGUUCUCUAAGAUGAAUACAGGGUAGCCUGCAUCCAACUGGAGAGUUGCUGGAGCGAGCAGAGGAAAUGAGGGUAGGACUUCAGCUGGUAUUGCUUCUAAAAGAACAGGGGGCAAUGAUGGUAACCAGGCACUAAACCAAUCUUUCAGAGAAGAUGAAGAGGGAGAGUAUGAUCAAGAAGUAGAUGAAGCAGAUUUAGCCUCAAAUACAAAUAUCUUUAGAAAGACUAAUGCAGAUGAAUACGGGGGCAGUGUAGCCACCACAAAGAAAGGAAGUUAAAAAUGGGAAUGA
Messenger RNA from Stylonychia lemnae, 1440 nucleotides. NCBI's taxonomy places the organism in Eukaryota, Ciliophora, Spirotrichea, Sporadotrichida, Oxytrichidae. The record is from the annotation of a GenBank genome assembly.